Molecule: messenger RNA, 795 nt
Organism: Trichophyton benhamiae CBS 112371
Lineage: Eukaryota; Fungi; Ascomycota; Eurotiomycetes; Onygenales; Arthrodermataceae
Exons: 2
Coding region: 1-795 (264 amino acids)
Biological process (GO): pyridoxine metabolic process; pyridoxal 5'-phosphate biosynthetic process
Cellular component (GO): cytosol; glutaminase complex
Molecular function (GO): glutaminase activity
Source: RefSeq, a predicted model, not a curated record
AUGACGAUCACCGUGGGGGUCCUCGCCUUGCAGGGCGCGUUUUAUGAGCACAUCCAGCAGCUGAAGGUUGCCGCGGAAAAGCUGAGGGGCAGCAGCAAGACGUUCACCAAGGAGCAAUGGGAGUUCAUCGAGGUCCGUACGCCGGCUGAGCUGGCGAGAUGCGACGGGCUGAUCAUCCCGGGCGGCGAGAGCACUGCCAUGGCUCUAGUGGCUGCUCGCUCCAACCUGCUGGAGCCACUGAGAGACUUUGUCAAGAAGCCUACCUGGGGUACUUGCGCCGGAUUGAUACUGCUCGCUGAAUCGGCAAACCGGACGAAGCGUGGAGGCCAAGAGCUCAUCGGCGGAUUGGACGUUCGAGUCAACAGGAACCACUUCGGAAGACAGACCGAGAGCUUUUAUGCGCCGUUGGAUCUCCCAUUCUUGCCGGGUGAUGCCGGACCAUUCCGAGCGGUGUUUAUCCGCGCUCCCGUGGUUGAGAAAGUUCUUUCGGCCAAGGAUGGGAUUCAAGACGAGGAGCUUGCGAUAGACGGGACCGUGGUGGCGCCCUCGAGAAAGCCAGAGAGCGAAGUUGCCCGCGAAGCCAUGGCCGAUAAAGUCGAGAUUCUAGGCAAGCUACCAGCCAAGGCUGAUGGUAGCGAUGGGCCCGGCGAUAUCGUGGCAGUAAAGCAAGGGAAUGUUUUUGGUACCAGUUUCCACCCAGAGUUAACAGAUGAUGUCAGGAUUCACAUGUGGUGGCUCUGCCAGGUUAGUGAGGCAGCAACAAAGCUACAGAAAGCAGAAGUGGUUGUUCGAUAG